Pocillopora meandrina is the source of this 4910-nucleotide messenger RNA. Lineage: Eukaryota; Metazoa; Cnidaria; Anthozoa; Scleractinia; Pocilloporidae. The record is from the annotation of a GenBank genome assembly.
AUGGAAAUAGCUAUGAAUUGCAAUGUUCCAAAAACAAAAGAUCUUGAAAACCUCACUGAUCUAAUUGCAGAAAUGGUGCAGAAUGGCCACAGUUUGAGUCCACAAACUAUCGAGGACAUUUUUGAAAAACUGAUCGAUGGAAAAAGGAAACUGUCCGAAAAGUUGAAGCCUGGAGAAUUGGAAGAAGAGCAAAAAAAUGAGGCGCAAGAGACAUUGCUUUUUAAUGCUCUAUAUCUCUUGGUGAUGUACACCAAAGUUCGAGUUUCCUUGGAAAUGAAAAGUGGAAACAUGAUUGAUCUUCUUCAAAGAUUUCUGCGUUUAGAGCCUCGCACCCGUGAUGGAAAUACACCUUUGCACUCGACUGUAUGGCAUAAGACUCCUGUUCGUAAAGACGCUUUUUUGCCACGUGUAUGCAAGCUUCCCUGUGUUGAGACCAUGAAGCUACUUUUACAUGCAGGGUGUGAUGUGAAUUCUCUUAACACCCAAGGAAACACUCCACUUCAUUUAGCUGUUACUUUUGUACCAGGACCUGAACAAGAAGAAAUUUUGAAAGAAAUGCUAGAGUUGUUGUUGGAUCUCGGCGCAGAUACAAAGCUUGUUAACAAGAAUGGUCAAACAGUUAUGGACUGCUGCGAGACUGACGAAGCCCGUGGCAUCCUGUCUGCAAAAGGAGGACUGGGUGCCAUGAACAUCGAGGCCAGAAAGGCAAGAAAGGUCUGAUUUUAAGGCUUUAUAUAUUUUCCCUAAAUUAUCACAGUAAGCAUCCUGAUGAAAUGGGAGAACUUUUAGUUUAUUUCUCCAUAGGAUCUUGUGUUGAUGAUGUUUCAUAACGCCUGGUUGCCUUUCUUUUACUUUAAUGGUUUCCAAACUCAUCCUUUUAUGAAUGAAAAUAUUCAUUAUGAUGCUGUGAUAAUCAAAGGAAGCAUCAUUUUGGUGCAUUAAAAAUUGAGUUUCACCGCCGAAAAUAUAUGAACUAUCACGGAAAGUUAAAAUGUUUAUAUAUUUAUAUGCCCCCAUUUCCCCCCACCUCCGAAAGGAAAGGGCAAAAACAGAACUUUAUGGCCUCUCUUGAAGUGUUCCAUAUUUGAGACUAGUAUGAGAAAAAAAAUAAUAAAUGUGCGAAAUAAAUAUAACUCAAUCUGAUGGUGGCUUUCAAGCAAUAGCAAGCCGUUAGGUGGAUUUGUUGAUCAAGUUACCAGACUUAUGAUCACCUGUCCGAUUAAUGUUUAUAUAACAAAAACAAAGCAAUUUAAAUGAAAGUUCAAACAGCAAAACGAGAAGAAUUGAAGUGAUUUCUGACUGUCGAUGAUUCGGAAUGAAUUGCAAAACAGUAAGAGCACACUGAUCCCUAAUUAUAAUUCUAAAAAUUUAGGCCUUUCCUUAAUUUUGUAAUGUGACUCGCUUUUCAGUAAAGGUUUAUUUAUAUUUACGGUCUGGCUUUAGUGUCGGUUGAUUUCGUUCGCAUUUGAUGUAUGAACACUUGUUUACUUAUGAUACAAGUAGCCAAAAUGAAUUUGCUUUGAAGACGCAGGGAAACGCGGUCAUACGGAAUGAAAUUAUCAGACAGCGCAAAAACCGAUGACAUCCCUCUACAGCGCAUAUUUUUACUGGCAACUAUCAUAAUAAUCUUAAAAAGCUCUUCAGUCUUUUUGUUGAACAUUUGAUGUUAUCUUGAAUUGCUUGAAGCUUGAAUUACCAGAGCAAUUUGCCACUAUGGAAUCAUCACGUGGGGAGUUCGUUUAAAAUAAAUCAUAACAAUUCGUGUGCAGGCUAAACUUAUGACGUCCAAACAUCAAUGACAGCGAUGGCAUGAACUCGCACGCAGCAUGUUUUGUAACGGGUCAACCAGCUAAAUACUCCUGAUAUAACAAUAGUUGAAAUGGUAUAAGUAGAUUCAGUUAGCUAGUAUAUAAAAAUAACUAUAAGAAUACAUAUAUAUUAUACUAGUACACAUUUGAAGAAGAGACCUCAUUGGUUUUCAAAGGUCCACUGGAGAAUAAGCAAACCAAAACUUUACGAAUAAAAAAUUAAAUUAAAAGAGGCUAUCUAAAACGCAUUUAGGUUCCCAUUUCAACUUGAGCAUGGCAUAGGUCUUUUUAAGUCUGUUAAUCAUAACAAAGGCAAAUCAUGUAAAAACGUAACAUUUAAGUUCCUGAUAAAAAUACAGCAAGGCCCAGAUUUUUUUUUGAUUUCGUUUGGCAGGGAAACUCGGUGUACAUGUACCAAAAUGUUUUUUUUUUUCCUAAGUUGCUAUGUGUUUGCCAUUUUUUUCUAAGAAUGAAGUAACUGGAAGUGGAGUCGGUGAAGGAAGAGGAGAAAGAUUUGUUCUUGGAACCGAAAAAGACCUAAAUGAGAAUGUUAAAAGGGAAACGAAAAGGAGAUCAGGUAAGAGGAUAUUGUUGAGGAACAAAUUUGUAAAGAAAAAUAAUUGUAGGAAAGACCAGGGAGUUCCGUUAUGAGCUUUUAGGUAACAAUAUUAGUUAACAGAGGGGAAUUGAAUAUAUUACAAAUAUUUUUUACACAGACAGCGGUGGGUGCCAAGUAAUUUAAAAUGGAGUCCAAAAUGAUUUAGAUCCUAAGUUUGAAUGUCUUUUGACAUAAAACUUACCCAGAGAGAGAGAGGAAUAUGUUUUGGGUUUUCGGUUCGCGCUCUGUGAGACAAGCUGAAAAUUGCCUUGUUCUAUUUUCAUUAUCUAAGGACUAUUUAGGGAGUUGACACAGCAGUUGGAACACUUUCAACCAAGAAACAGGGAUGGAGAACUGAGGGAGAUGACACAGAAGUUGAAAAAUGUUCGUAGGCAACUACAAGAGAGAGAUGAACAACUAUCAGAAAAAGAUCGCCAACUAAGAGAGAAAGAUGAACAACUUAGUGAGAAGACACAGCAGGUGACAAAUACUCAAGGGAAACUAAAGGAGAAAGAUAAACAACUGAGAGAGAAGACACAGCAGUUGACUAAUGUUCAAGGGCAACUACAAGAGAAAGAUAAACAACUGAGAGAGAAGACACAGCAGUUGAUAGACGUCCGGAGUCAACUACAAGAGAGAGAUGGACAACUGAUGGAGAGGACACAGCAGUUAACAAAUACUCAAGGGCAACUACGAGAGAAAGAUGGGGAACUGAGGGAGAAGACACAGCAGUUGACAAACGUCCGGAGAGAUGGACAAUUGAGGGAAAUGAGGAUUCAGUUGACUGAUCUCCAGAGGCAAGUGCAAGAAAGAGAUGGACAACUGAGGCGGAUGACACAACAGUUGACAAAUACUCAAGGGCAACUACAAGAGAGAGAUGGAGAACUGAAGGAGAAGACACAGCAGUUGAAAAAUGCGGAAGAACAGCUACAAGGGAAGGAUGAGGAGGUUUCUUCCUUAGAGAGCCGGCUGGAGGAAAAAGAACAGCAGGUAGACGAACUAGAAGAGUCUCUCUCAGCAACUCGACAGGCGUUAAAUAGACUUUCACGCCAACAAUCACCUGACUGGGUCAUUCCGCGUGAUGAGAUUCAACUGACAGAGGAGUGCCUUGGUACGGGUGGUUGGGGAAUUGUAGUUAAAGGCAGAUACUGCGGGUGCACUGUUGCCGUGAAACAAAUCUAUGACAGUCUUUUGAAAUCUUCCUCAUAUUAUCGGGAGUCGUUCGAGAGAGAAAUGAAUAUUGCCUCCAGAUGUCGCCACCCUUGUUUGCUUCAGUUUAUUGGAGCAACAAACGAUGAACGAAGUCCUUUGUUUGUCACAGAGCUCAUGGAAACAAGUUUGCGAGCACUGCUAGAGCUGCGAUCUCUUUCUCCCACUGAAGUGUCUGUCAUCUCUUUAGACGUGGCUCGAGCAUUAAACUAUCUUCACCUGAAGAAACCAUCCCCCAUCAUUCACCGCGACAUCAGCAGUGCCAAUGUGUUGCUGUGGCGAGAAGCUGACCAAUGGCGAGGCAAAGUGUCGGAUUAUGGCACGGCUAAUUUCAAGCGAGACAUUAUGACGGCUUGUCCUGGUUCUAGGAUAUACAGUGCUCCUGAGGCACUUACAGAGAAUCAAACUGCCAAGGUAUGUGUACAUUUGUAUAUUUGGGUUAUAUUUCUGAAUUGUUUAUUUGUGUUUACAAUAAACAGUCUGGUGAAGUAUUUUUAUUAUAGGACGUUAAAUCAAUUUGUCGACUUGGCGGGAUAAAAAUUGUCUGAUCUUUAAAUGCGAUUAAACCCUUUUCCUGGGUAACCGCUCGUGUGCUUUAGGUAUAGUCUAUAGUCCGAAGUGAACUCGUGGUAAAACAUGCCGGAAGCAAGGUUAAUAAGAAAAGAUGAACUUCAACUUCUUGAGAGGAGUCGAACCUAUAUCUCUUCCCUUUAGAAUGCCCCACUGUAGAGCUAGACUAUGCCCUCUCUAUGGGUCACCAAAGAGGCACGAUUCCUGCGUGGCGAACUAGAUUAGACAUAAAAAAUAUUAAACUAGGAAGAACACUCAUAUCAAACUUGAACCUUUUUGCACUCAUUGAUAAUGAACUUAGGUCUACUGUAAAUUUUUUUCCUUAACUAUAAUUUUGUUGUCGAACAUAGCUUGAUGUGUACAGUUUCGGAGUUCUCCUCUGUGAGAUUUGCACCCGGAAACUACCGGAUCCUGACAGGCGUGACGAGCAAGUUGCCAUGGUGAAAAAUCGAAUACUACGAGCUCUCAUCCGGAGAUGUCUGAAACGAGCUCCUGAAGCGAGACCCAGCAUGGAAGACAUCAUCGGUGAACUGGAACAAUCACUUUUUUUUCAAUAUAGGUCUGCAACAAAGUGCCUCAGCAAUGAGACUUUGAUAUGAUCGACUAGCAGUUUUUUUUGUAAAGUGUAUACUACGUAUAAACUUUAGACUAGGUAGAAAAUGCAGCCUGUAGAUCGCACACUGGGUAUGAAUUGUAGUCUGGUGAAGGAAAAUGUCUAAUCGCAC